UUCUUCCUUUCUCCCUCUCUGUCUCUCACGGCCUCUGUCUUUCUGCCUGUCUCCUCCGGGGCCAACACCUCUUCUGUUCUGUCCCUCCCACGGCUGCCCACCCGUCUAGGCGAAGAUGUCGGCCCAGGACAGCUGCCUCAGCCUCAUCAAGUACCUCCUCUUCGUUUUCAACCUCUUCUUCUUCGUCCUAGGCAGCCUUAUCUUCUGCUUUGGCAUCUGGAUACUCAUUGACAAGACCAGCUUCGUGUCCUUUGUAGGCUUGUCCUUCGUGCCCCUGCAGAUCUGGUCCAAGGCCCUGGCCAUCUCAGGAAUUCUCACCAUGGGCCUUGCCCUCCUGGGCUGUGUGGGGGCCCUGAAGGAGCUCCGGUGCCUCCUGGGCCUGUAUUUUGGGAUACUGCUGCUCCUGUUUGCCACGCAGAUCACCCUGGGAAUCCUCAUCUCCACUCAGCGGAUGCGGCUGGAACGGAGGGUGAAGGACAUCGUGAUGGAGACAAUCCAAAACUACCGCUCGCGCCCGGAGGAGUCGGCGGCGGAAGAGAGCUGGGACUACGUGCAGUUCCAGCUGCGCUGCUGCGGCUGGAACUCUCCUCGGGACUGGUUCAAUAUCCCCAGCCUCAUCAGCAACGAGUCGGAGGUGCAUCGCGUGCCCUGCUCCUGCUAUAAUUCAUCAGCGACCAAUGACUCUGCAGUCUUCGAUAAGCUCUCGUUCCCCCAGUUCAGCCGGCUCCGACCACUGGCGCGGCCCCGGCACAGUACAGACCUUUGCGUGGUUCCUGCAAACAGCAAUAUCUACAACGAGGGCUGCGCGCGGAGCCUCCAAAAGUGGUUGCACAACAACCUCAUCUCCAUAGUGGGCAUUUGUCUGGGCGUCGGUCUACUUGAGCUCAGCUUCAUGACGCUCUCGAUAUUCCUGUGCAGAAACCUGGAUCAAGUCUACGACCGGCUCGCUCGGUACCGCUAGGCCCUGUCCCUUCAAGUGCCUAGGGGCUCCCCUGUGCUCUGUAAAUAUUUGUUCAAUCCCCAGUUUGCCCCAACCAUUGAGUCCUCCACCUCCUCAUUUCCCCGGGGGACCCAGAUGUCUGCCUGCCCAGCUGCUGUCACCUCUCCCGCGGGACCUGGGGCUUCCGGCCACCAGCUUCCUGCCCCCAAAGAUACCUCAUUUCCUAGCCUUAUCUCUCGGCUUACCACCUCCCACAGGAUUAUUUUCGCCCAAACCCCAAAUAAACCCCCUGCGUUUUG
This is a messenger RNA of Odobenus rosmarus divergens (Pacific walrus), 1239 nucleotides long. It is a transcript of the gene CD37, whose product is annotated as CD37 molecule. NCBI's taxonomy places the organism in Eukaryota, Metazoa, Chordata, Mammalia, Carnivora, Odobenidae. The transcript is spliced from 8 exons. Gene Ontology annotation, cellular component: membrane. The record is from RefSeq and is a predicted model, not a curated record. Bases 116 to 961 code for a protein of 281 amino acids.